Thlaspi arvense is the source of this 426-nucleotide messenger RNA. Lineage: Eukaryota; Viridiplantae; Streptophyta; Magnoliopsida; Brassicales; Brassicaceae. The record is from the annotation of a GenBank genome assembly.
AUGGAUUCACUCUGGUUCACCGACUGCUACAAAUUGGGCCGAGAAGCAAGGAGAGUAAUUACACAGCAAUCAUCUCCCGAGAGAACAUUCUCAACCGGAUGGGAAAUACCUGCGGAGUUCCACCAUCGAGCUCUAGGAAAUUCCUGGACCAUCUCUUCAUCUUUCUACCGAUUUAGAGUUUGCGUCGUGGUUACUCCUAAACCGCAUACCAAAGCGGUUAAUUUUAUUGAAUAUUUUGAUGUAUUGUGUCGCAUAAGCUUAAACGGUUGCCCUAUUGACGAACAAGGGUUUAAGAAUUUCCCCCGCUAUAUCCGAGGGAUACAUCUCGGUAUAUUUUAUUUGGAAUCGCUUAAGAAUUACGGAUGGCUUGAACAGGACAACGAGAUAUUCUACUCUUCAAAAGUUAAUAUGAUGGACCAACAUUAA